Oryza sativa Japonica Group (Japanese rice) is the source of this 3666-nucleotide messenger RNA. RefSeq names its product S-type anion channel SLAH2. Gene Ontology annotation, molecular function: voltage-gated monoatomic anion channel activity. Gene Ontology annotation, biological process: intracellular monoatomic ion homeostasis; transmembrane transport. The record is from RefSeq and is a predicted model, not a curated record. Gene Ontology annotation, cellular component: membrane. Lineage: Eukaryota; Viridiplantae; Streptophyta; Magnoliopsida; Poales; Poaceae.
AUGAUUUUAGGAACUCUGCAGCGGCGUUUUCCCGUGUUUCGGUGUCAUCCCUGUCGGUAGAGAAGAUGAAGUUUAUCUUUGCCUGCGCUAGCUUUGAGAGGUCUAAUUUGGUUUUAGAAGCUGCUCUAAUUCUAGCACGGGUGUCCAUGUCCUCAUGUCCUGUAGAGUCAGUUCUCUGUUCGUUGUUGCAUGGGCAUGUCUAGCUCAGAUAUGGCUGUGCAAGAACGACGUGUACGCGAUGGAUAGCUUGCCAACCUACCCCCAGCAUCCAGGCAAGAUGUUUGGUGGUGUCCGGGGGACUCUCGGUCACAUCUGGGGGAGGGUCCCGGUUCAACACUUUCGGUCGGUCCAAUGCUGCCCCGUAGCUUAGACUGCGACGUUAAUUCGCAUGUUGUUUUCUUCCAUGGCUAGUUUAUUGCGUCACAUAGUAACAGCAGCUAGUUUUCCGGUAAUCUGGCGGCUCAGGGAGUCAGGGAGAUCGACCGCAAAAAAGUCGUACUGGUGAUCUACAUAUUCUCAGCGUGAUCGAUCUCUGAGAUUGAUGUGUCCGUGUGUCACAAUCGUGUAGGACGUACUGGCCGGUCCGCCUAUAGCCGGUCGUACAUGUUCGGUUUCCACACGAGUCCGUCUAGGACCACACAUUCUCAUCUUGGUCUCCGGGCUCAUAUCUGUAACGAAAAACCUUUUGGAAUUAGCGAUAUGUCAUAAUGUCAAACCAAGCAGAGCCAGCGACGGAGGCCGAUCGUACGUUCGUACCCUGCUUGUCCAAGCCGAUUAGUUAUUGACUGAUUUAUUCCGGUUUUGAUGUACUGUACUGUACCAGGGGAGACUGUAAGAUUUUUUUUUUUACUCCUACUUUUCAGUCAAGGAGGAAGAAGUGUCGAAUUUUGACAAGAAAAGACAACUGUUAUUAUUUUUCUUUUUCAUUUUUCCCAUUGCCGACGGCGAUGUGCUUAUUGGCGGUACACUGAACCUUCACGAACAGUGGAGACGAAAACGGCCGUCACCGUCCCGUCGCCGUCAUCCGGCCGGCGGCGUGCUCUGCCGCUCCACUGGCAUGCACCCACAGUAGCACACCCCGGCGCGCAUGCGGGAAAGGAGAAUAUCGUAGCCAACGUGCAUUCCGGCCUCGUGCUUCCCCUUACUCGCGCGCGUCUCUAUAAAUCGAGCACCGGUCGCGCCGUGCCGAGCUGAGCCAAAAUCGAGCCCGAAACUCCGGAAGCGUACGGGAGAAAAACUUGUUGUUUGCGUUUAGCGAGCUGUGAACUGUUUUGAUGGUGCAUGCUGAACGCGUGUAGAGAAGUAGAGAGAAAUCCAGGUAAGAUUAACUGUAGGUAGGAUAGGUUGAUAUGGCCAGGAUCGCCAUACGGGAAUGCCCACCCGUGCUUCGGCCGAAUUGGCGUGUGAUCUGGUUUCGUGAACGGUAUGGAGUUCGGCAACGACGUCCGGAUCAGAAUGGACGGUGGUGUGUACGGGGAGAGCGAGCAAUCGUCCGGGGAAGCCGCUCUCCCGCGGCUGCUGAUCGAGGUCCCCUCGCAGGUCAUCGACGGCUUCGACUGCGUCGGCGGCGGUGGCGACGCCACGGCCACGGCCACGCUCAGCGAGCAGAGCAAGGAACUCGAAAUGCUGGGCGAGGAGAAGGACGUCGUGAUUAGCAUCCCGGCGCCGGUGUACGCUCCACGAUCCGUGUCGGUGUCGGCGGCGUACGAACACGAGGGCGCGCAGAUACCGUACUCCGUGUCGCUGAGCAUGCCGGCGUCGCCAUCGGGGUUCCACUUCUCGCAGUUCGGGAUGGCGGCGGCGAAGGCGAAGGCCGUCCACCGCGACGAGGCCCGCGUGGCGCCGGCGGAGACCAGGUUCGACGACGCGCACCCGCCGGCGGUGGGGCGAGUGCAGGCGCACUCCCCGCGGCUGCUGCUGAAUCAGACGCGGUUCCACUCGCAGCCCAUCCUGCACCUGUCCAAGAACGACGAGACGACGCGGCGGUGCGACAGCACGCGCGACAAGCGGUUCGACCAGUUCAAGACCUUCUCCGGCCGCCUCGAGCGGCAGCUCUCCACCCUGCGCGGCCGGCCGGCGCAGGAGCACAUGACCAACGGCGAGGGCGCCCCCGAGCCGAACAUCGCCGAGGAGGAGACGGAGCAGGUCCCCGGCGCCGACCGCUACUUCGACGCCCUGGAGGGCCCCGAGCUGGAGACGCUGAGGGCGACGGAGACGACGGUGCUGCCCAAGGACGAGAAGUGGCCGUUCCUGCUGCGGUUCCCGAUCAGCGCGUUCGGGAUGUGCCUCGGGGUGAGCAGCCAGGCGAUGCUGUGGAAGACGCUGGCGUCGGCGCCGCCGACGUCGUUCCUGCACGUCAGCCCGGUGGUGAACCACGUGCUGUGGUGGAUCUCGCUGGCGCUGAUGGGGUUCGUCUCCUUCAUCUACCUGCUCAAGGUCGUUUUCUACUUCGAGGCGGUGCGGCGGGAGUUCUACCACCCGAUCCGCGCCAACUUCUUCUUCGCGCCGUGGAUCGCCUGCCUCUUCCUCGUCCAGGGCGUGCCGCGGCCGGUGACGGAGGUGCACCACGGCGUCUGGUACGCGCUCAUGGCGCCCAUCUUCUGCCUGGAGCUCAAGAUCUACGGGCAGUGGAUGUCCGGCGGCCAGCGGCGGCUGUCCAAGGUGGCGAACCCGUCCAACCACCUCUCCAUCGUCGGAAACUUCGUCGGCGCGCUGCUCGGCGCCAAGAUGGGGCUCCGCGAGGGCCCCAUCUUCUACUUCGCCGUCGGCCUCGCCCACUACAUGGUCCUCUUCGUCACGCUCUACCAGCGCCUCCCCACCAAUGUCACCCUCCCCAAGGAGCUCCACCCCGUCUUCUUCCUCUUCGUCGCCGCCCCCAGCGUCGCCUCCAUGGCCUGGGCCAAGAUCCUCGGCGAGUUCGACUACGGCGCCCGCAUCGCCUACUUCAUCGCCCUCUUCCUCUACAUGUCACUGGCUGUGAGGAUCAACUUCUUCAGGGGAUUCCGAUUCUCGCUGGCGUGGUGGGCGUACACGUUCCCGAUGACCGGCGCGGCGAUCGCGACGAUCACGUACGCGACGGAGGUGACCAACGUGCUGACGAGGGCGCUCUCCAUCGGCCUCUCCGGCAUCGCCACCGUCACCGUCGCCGGCCUGCUGGUCACCACCAUGUUCCACGCCUUCGUGCUCAAGGACCUCUUCCCCAACGACGUCUCCAUCGCCAUCACCCGCAAGAAGCCCAAGUUCAGCAAGAUCCUCGCGCACUUCCGCUCAUCCAGCUCCGACAUGAAGGAGUAUGUGCUCUCCAUCUCCAAGCCGCCCAGCUCCGACUCCGACUCGUCGGUGUCGUCCAAGGCCACCACCGUGACCGAUCCGUCGGUGACCAGAGUCAAGGCGGAGCCCUAAAUCGACCCCAAGUAUAGCUAUCUCGUCGUUAGCUGUACAUAAAUUCUUUAAAUUAUGAUGUCUUGGGACAAAGAUCAUCGCCUUAAUAUGGUUGGACAUUACGAGUAGUUAGUAAUAUAAUAUAAUACGAUCACAUAUAGUAUAAUAUCCUUGGAGCAAGUUCGUGAUGAUGAGGAUAUAGAGGUCGAACGGGCAGUUUGUAAAUCUACGGAUGUGUGAGCUAUGUGAAUUAUAUUAUUAAUAAGAGAAUUAAUUUUGAUCAUU